Messenger RNA from Penicillium brasilianum, 8358 nucleotides. The record is from the annotation of a GenBank genome assembly. Lineage: Eukaryota; Fungi; Ascomycota; Eurotiomycetes; Eurotiales; Aspergillaceae.
CCACGGUUCGUCUACCCCUGAAUCCAUCCAAAUUUUGCAUUGAAUCCAUCCAGAUUUCCAGCUUUUUUCUCCGCAAACUACGCGUCGGCCCUUGUUUACCUCUGGAACGCGACUUUGUUGUUAUGAACACCCGAGAUCUAUUGCACGAUCUGGGACUGCCGCAAGGGGAACCAUCUCGCCGAGGGUUUUAGUCACCGCUCCUCCCAAGCGUUGGGGCUCUUCAGUGUUCGGGGUACCUGCACAGGUAAGGGUUGGGGGAGAAACAGCCAUCGGGACCCAUUCAGCGCCUCCCGCUAGUUACAUGUGUCUUUGCACCUCGUCAGAGUCCGGUGGUCAAGGAAGGGCUAACCUCUCUGGGGAGGUGGGUGGGUAAAAAGUGCUUGGACUAACUAAAAAGCUAGUUAGUGCAGUCGACAAGCUAACUGCAACGUCCUCCGUUAGUCCCCAUUAGGAGAGGUAAUUAAUUUACAACCUGUAUGCCCUAUGACGAGUGAGUAUGGACUGAAUAUUACCUCGCCAAUGAGCCUAUUCGUCCACGCGACGAUGAGGGUCCCCUCCCCCCGUACUAGGUACUCGAUAGGUGCUCGCUAGGCCCUCGUUCAGGGGGUACCUUUUACCCCUGACGCCCAAUCAUCGUCCAAGUACCGAGUACUUCCAUUGUCCUUCGAAGACUGUUCGGCCGUGACAUGACAUAACCAACGUUUUUUCCAAACCCUCCCCUUUCCCCUGUCCUUGUCCGGCCAUACUUCCGUCGCGUUGUGAACUUUCUUCCACACUUUCCCCUCUCGCCCUUUCUUUGUCCCCGCGGAGGAUUCAUAUCUAGGUCGAGUCGAGUCGUUAUCCCCUACAAGUCCGUUCUACCAGGUCUACUCUUCCCGUGGGAUUUCCAUGCGUCAACAUUCUGGACGAUAAGCGGAGCGGCAAGCAAGUGCUUGCUGCAGGAGUCGACACGGAAGAUCUAGAUCACGCCGUCUCUUCCGCCAGUGCGGCGUCUUCUCCGUUCCAAUCCAAAGACGCGCGCUUUUUACGUGACGAAUCGCAUCUGGGCCCGUCCUUGUUCCUCUCCUCUCCUUCAUCUGGAGAGUCGAGCCCGUCAACUACCGGUUCGCCCUCCCAGCGGCAUUCCCCGCGGAGUAUCACUCUCGAGCCCCCGCGACUGCCAUUCCUUUCGGCCCACCACGCCUCCCGUCGGCCCCAGGAAUCUCUAGUCUCGUCCCCGGAGACUCGCCGAGCGGAUAGCAGUGUUUAUUACACCACGGCCUGGGGGUCCCCGUAUGCUGCGCCCAGCACUCGGCGACUAUCGUUAACCCUCAGCCAAUUUGCCGGCAUCGACCAAGGUUCGCGUGAGAGCUCGCCUACUCCAUCCAUUGCGGCCGAUCACCAGGAGCUCCGACGAGCAAGUGUCGCCGAAGGAUUCACGGAUCAACCGCUGCAGGGAGAGAAAACUAUUCGGGAUUUCACUCAAGAUUGGAUCAAUCAGUAUCUGUCGGGACAACCACGGACGGAGAAAAGCAAUUGGUUAAGCGACGAUUCCGGAAGCGAGGCUCCCUCUUUCUUCACUGCGAAGAAUCACCUCGCGGACGAUCUUUCUGACGAUUGGCUCGGUCUCGAGGACGAUACUCGCGAAAGCGAACUGCUCAAGACUCCAACCCUUUCGGACUUUGUUGGUCGAAGGGCUGUAGCGCGCGCCAAAGGAAAGAAGAGUCAGCAUAAGCGCGCGGAUACUUUGCGCCAGGAGGAUUUUUGGGGUUUUGCGUACGACAAGGAAUCAUCAAACGACAUAAUGGCCGAUUCUCAAGAAACCCAACCACCUGCCGAGGCUGUGUCCCCCGUGGAAAAGCCGUUGCCGCCACCACCAGCCAGUACCGCGGAUGAUAACACGAAUAAUGGAAGCACAGAGGACUCGUCACAAACGGAUGCCCUGAAGAGGCAGGCCUCUGAUAUUAACACAUCAUCUACGCCGGUUGUGCGGCGAAAAAAGAAGGUGCUGUUGGGCCGGAAAGCAUGUAUAAUCGAUCUGCCGAUCGAUGAUCCGCGUGGUACCGAACAGUCUGGUUAUCGUCUGUUGAGACGUGAAGAAGUGGAGGAACGCUUGAAAAAGUGGGAGCAGGAAGGAUGGGAUGUUCGUGGAUUCACCAUUGGCGACGAAGUUGAUCCUUUGGCAACCACCGAGCUUGGUGGUUUGAGCCGUCCAUUGUAUCCCGAUCCGUAUGAGGUUUACGAAGAGACGAAGGGCCAGCGGCCGUUCAUUCAGUUCCCCGACAAGGCUGUGUGGGAUGCCUACGUUGCAGAGCUACAGGAGGAGAAGCUGCGGGCUCUCGGUGUUUCAUUUGGCGACCCCGAGCCUCAACCUUCGAUCUCCCCUGCAUCGGCUGCUCAGACACCUUUCCCUGGCCUCGUGGCCUCGCCGCCGAUUCCCACUGCCUCAGCUGGAAGCAAUCCACUGGGUGCGUUGCAUCCCUUCUCACCUCACUUUGGCCAGCCAGCUGGAACGACAAGUGGUGGUUUUGGAUCUUUGGCGUCACCUGCUUCUCAAUUCAGCGUGCAAACUCCUUUCAUGGGUAUCGAGCAAAGCAUGAUGCCUGGUUACCCAUUCCAAUUCCAGCCUACACCCCCUGCGCAGGGCUCCAUGACCCCCCAGAACCUGAUCAAUCUUCGACAAGCCAGCGGAUCGGGGGCUCCUGGCAGCCUUCACAACUUCAACUCCAUGCUGUCUCCUGUCUCUCCGCUUCAUGAACAGGGUGCUUUCCAUGGAUUUAACGAGAAGGCUGUAUGGGAUAACCAAUAUGGACAUGAUGGUCAAGACGACGGACCGCCCUACCCUACUCCCCAGACUCCCGUCAAUGUCCCGGACCACUUCCACACAUCGAAUGUUGAGAUUGCUCACCCGACACCCCGUGGACAUGGUCAUAAUUUGAGCGACGCUCUCCAGCGCGGACUCGACCAAAUGAACCACUCCGAAUACCGUAGGGAUGACCAGAUGGAGCAUCACAUGAGUGAGAAUCACGAUGAUCAUCACCAGGGCUUCAACCCCGCCAUCCUCCAGAACCACUGGGCGAUGCACGAACAGGGCCAACACCAGAUUCAGAACAACGUACGACAGCCAUCGCAUCACUUCAACCAGCAACCUCACGACUUUUAUAACCCCCACUUUGGUCAACCUGAUCCUCACGAGGGCUCGGAUCUGGAAACGAAUCCCAGUAUUACUGGAACCCCUCGUACUCGCGGUGUCUUGCCUAACCAAGCACCCUGGCACGAGUCCAAAGCCAGCCAUCACUCUAAGCUCUCUAUCUCAUCCCUCAAUGUGGAAGCCAGGCCGUUUGAUCCCACCGCUUCAUUCGCGCCCCAACCGGGAGCGUUCGGUAACAACGCCAUCCAGUUUAGCGGCAUGGAUGGGAUGGCCCAAUCCGGAUUCGGCUUUGCUCCUGCGCCAUCUUUCGCGCCGGUUAACGUGAUGAACGGAUCUGUUCAUCGCAACCCGGUUCCCGAGCCCGAGCCCGAGCCGAAGCCCAGCUCAUUCAGGUUCUCUGCUGCCUCGUUCAACGUGGACGCACCCGUGUUCAAUCCUUCUGCUAGCCUCAACUCGAAUGCCAGCUCCGAGCAGCCCUCUGGUAGUCGAACUAAGAUCUUUGGGGAUAUCGAUUUCGCUGAAAUUGCUAAGCCGCCCCCCAAGGAAAAUAAAGCUAUCCCUAUCGUUCGUCCUGAUGAGGCUGAAUAUGCCAGGGAGGAACAUGAGCAGGCGACCAUGGACGAUGCCGAAGGUCGACCCGUCCCUACUGACCGUCACAAGCGCGCUCGUCGUGCUAUUGGCCAUGCUCAGGGUGAGGCUCGAUAUAGCAUUUCCACGCAGCCCUUGGGCGACGCUGGUAACGCUCAAGCUCAGGCCUCAAGCUCUCUUCACAACCCUGCUGAGGGUAAGGAGAAUGCUUUGCCCGUAGAUGACAAGCAUGCCGAGCGUCGGGGUACUCCGAUGAGCGAGGCUACUACUUGGACCUUGUUUGACGUUAAGAACGAAGGCGACGAAGCCCGGUCCCGUGCUGGAUCAGACGCUCGCCCUGAACAAACCGAGGAUGUCAAGGAAGAGCCUGUCGCUGAGGCUGAGGCUGAGGCUGAGUCUGAACAGACUGGUCAGGAAACCGCUCCAGCCAAGGAGCAGAAGCCUGUCAAACAUGGUCUUCAGGAUUCUCAGAGCUCCAUAAAGAGCACCAUGUUGUCGCCCACCGCACAGCCUUUCGAGUUCAAGCCCGCUGUUUCUUCAUUCGUCCCACCGAGUGUCUCUACUUCAAAUCUUACUCAGCAAAGCGCGGUUGAGCCCGAGCCUGUUAAGAUCGUGGAGAUCGAGCCCAAGCCUGUCGAGAAGCAGCCUGCCAAGGGCGGACUUAUGGCUUCUCGCUUUGCUACUGCCAGCCCACCCAAGGCAGCGCCUGCACCAAUUGAGAGGAGCUAUGCCGAGCAAACGCCGCAGCCUAGGCAUGAUCUGUCGCGCUGGCAGGAAUCCGCUGAGGAGUCACCGGAUGACGAGGAGCUCAACGCCAUUAUGGAGCAACUUAAUGAUGACUCUGACGUUGGCAUCGAGCGCCAGCACACUCCCCUUCCACCUCACUUUGUAUCCGAGUCCGCUCCCACCAAGGAGCACCGCUUUGGCUCAGCUGAAGCCCGAAGCGAGGCUCCUAGCCCCAGCCCUGGUGGUGGCCAAAAGACCUACAAGCUCAACAUUCCCAGACUCGGCUCCGAUAUCGAUGCCGCCAGCAACGCUACUUUCUCGCCUCAGAAAAGUCUUAUCUCGCGUAUUCAAUCUCCUGUGCGCCAGCUUAUCACGGAGAAUGAUCAUGUCAGCGAUUGGGAUGACAUGAUCUCCUCGGGCGAGGAUGAGAAGUUCUUCAACCGCAACCGCUUCUUCGAUCGCCGCAUCAAUGACAUCGUUGGCUCUGCCAUUGAUGAUCGUUUGACUCCCAUGGAGCGUGCUUUGGCGGUCAUCCAACAGUCCAUUGCUACGAUUGCUUCUGGUACUGCCAGCCGGAGGGUCUUCCGCAGCACCUCCGCUGAAAUGGAGGAUAGCGAUGCAGAUGAUGAAGAUGAUGGCGAGGAGCACGAGAGCUCGGUACGUGAGCGGUCCCCGCACCACAUGCGCGAUCGCAAGUUGGAGAUGUUGAAGAGUGUCGUCAUGGAGGCACUGGUUACGCAUGAUAUGCCCAACCGUGGUAUUCAACACUCGAGCCACAGCGAGAUGGCUCAGCUUAAGGAGAGCAUUGCAGAGCUUCAGGCCUUGACUAUCAAAAAGUUGGCUCAAGACCCUGUUGGUGAUAUGCGUGAGAUUCUCGAGGAGUCUCUCGUCCGCCACAUGGCUCAGCAGACCCCGCGAUUGUCGGAGGCUGACGAGAUUGGUGCCGACAGCCUUAUGCUCCAGAUUGACGGUCUGAAGAGCAUGUUACGUCUAGCUGAUGAGCGUGCUGAGACUGAGUACCGGUUGCGUCGCGAGGCCACCGACUCUGUUGGUGAGCUUCAGCAACUGCUGAAGGUUGCCGAAGAGGAUGCUGCCCGUCACAGCGCGGCUGCGGAGGAUGCGGAGGCCCGUCUUCUCCAGUUCAAGGAAGAGAAGAUCCCCCACCUGGAGAAGAUGCAAUUCCGUUCCGAGUCCCUCGCUGAGGAGAGUGAGACUCUCAAGGUUACGAUUGCAGAGCUCUCCACCAAGAAUAUUGCGCUCGAGGGCACCUUGGACGAGUACCGCGUUUCAGCUGAUAGCUUCCGUCGUCAGUUGGAGACUACCAAGGCUGAGAAUUCGUCCUUGCAUGAGACUGUUGACGCCUUGCGCACUCGUAUCGAGGAUAGCAUGGCUGCUCGUCAGAACUUGACUGAGAAGUUUGACCGGUUACAGACUGAUAUGGUGAACGUCACGGCCGACGUUGCCCGCGAGCAGGCUUCCUGGCGCCGUAAAGACGAGGAACAAGCUGCCAAGUAUAAUGAGCUGCUGGCCUCGUUCAACCGUGAGGUCAAGCUUCGUGAAAAGUUGGAGGAGGAAGUUGCCGUCUUCGAGAAGCAGGAGAAGGAGGCUGCUAAGAUCAAGUUCCUCUAUGAGCAGUCGCAGCAAGAAAAUGUUAAGAUGGAGGAGACUAUUGCCGUUCUGCGGGCAGAGAAUCACAAUCUUCAGUUGACUGCUGCUCGCUUCGAGCGCGAGUUCAACGAGGCUCGUGAGAGCAGUCGCAUGGAGAUUCAGCGUACGCGCACAUCGAUGGAGGCAGAUCUCGAGGCUUCAAAUAGCCAGGUCAACAUUGUUCGUGCUGAGCUCGAGGCUCAGAUUCUUCGUCUUGAGACUCAGCUGGAUAAUGUUCGUCUUGACGCUGAUACCUCUCGUGAGCGCUAUGAAAUGUUCCUCGAGGAGGCAAAGGAGUCACGUCUUACUGCCCUUGCCACUGCGAACGAGGCGCGAGAGGUUGCCCUUGAAGAGCAGCGUAAGACUCAUGAGCGGGUGCUUAACGAUCUUCGCGAGCGCCACGCCCGUGCCUUGCACAAUUCUUCCGAGGAUCGCCAGCGCGGUGAGGCUCAUAUGAUCGACCGCUUGGCUCUAGCGGAUGAUCGGGCUAAGCACCUCGAGGAACGCGUCCAACAUCUCGAGGAGAAGCUGGAGAUUGCCCAGUCCGCUGCCCGUGCUGCCGCUGAAGCCGCGCACACUGCUAAGGCAGCUCCUACCACGAUUACCGUUCCAACUCCCACAGCGCCUACCCACUCGACUUCGCCUUCCAUGUCCUUUAGCAAGGGAUCGCACGAGCCGGAGAGAAUCUCCCCGCAGGCCCUGCGUGAGUCAAUCUUUGUCUUGCAGGAUCAGCUUCAACAGCGUGAGACCCGUAUCGAGGAACUUGAGCAUGAGAUUGGGUCUAUGGACAAGGAUGCCCCCAACAAGAUCAAGGAGAGGGACAGCGAGAUCAAUUGGCUCCGUGAGCUGCUCGGUGUUCGCAUCGAUGAUCUCCAGGAUAUCAUCAAAACUCUCUCCCAGCCUUCCUUCAACCAGCAUGCCGUCCGCGACGCUGCUAUUCGCCUAAAAGCCAAUCUCCAGAUGCAACAGCAAGAACGGGAACGCGUGCAGACCGGCUCGGGUCUACCAUCCCUUCAGUCCCUCACCGAGCUCGCUGCCUCGCCCCGUUCACUCCCCCUCGCUGCAGCUGCAGCCUGGGGUAGUUGGCGCAAGGCCCGUGAGAGUGCCAACGGAGGUUCAACUCCAUCCGAGCAGACCCCGUCCAAGUCCAGCAACGCCGGCGCAUUCCUGUCGGGUCUUCUGACGCCUCCGAGCUCCCAUGCCCGCCAGAACGCUCCCAACCCGAGUGGCCCUGGACGCGCUUACGCAGAGACUCGUCCGCUGAGAGGCUUCAACUCGACUCCUCGCCGUGGAUCAGUUCGUCAGGAAGUCCCCAUCGCCGAGCCCCCAAAGACCCCUCCUCUCCUCCGCCGCUCGAGCUAUGAUCACGACGCCGAGCCGGCAAACUACGAAGAGGGAAACUUUGCCUCGGAUGAUAUUGAGUCUACCGUCGACGGCAUGGUCUCGGCUUCGCCUAAGGACUCAGAUGAGGGACCCUUCGGCCCAUCGAUCUCCGCUGAAGCCAUCGCCGAAGAGUGAUCGUGUCCGCCCUGAUAGUUUCGUUCUAUUUCAUUAGACAGUCUGAAAUUUCAUGUCCCACAGGUCUCCGCGAGACUCGUUUUCGAGGGACCAAAAACGUUUCCUUUUGUGGAUCGCGGAUAUCUGAAUGGUCAAGAAUAUCUCCAUUUCGUUGUGAUUUUAUGCCUUAUUGUUCUUUUCUUCCUAUUUGUCUUUUGCUUUUGCUUUUUACUCGCGUGGCUUUUUACUUACAGCGCCUUCAUUUACUCACACUUGGUACCUACCUCGACGGAGUACCAGACCACACAUGUCCCACCAUCCAUUACUACACCACUCCCCUCUCUGACUCUCUUCUCUCACUCUUUGUAACCAGCCAAUCACUGAACCCUGCCACUCGUUCCGCAUCCUGACAAUCCACCCCCACAUACAUAUUUCCUUCAUUCCGAGACCGGAUCUGUGAUUUUUGUCGUCCUUUCGGAUUUGAUACCACCCCGUUUUGAUUUAUCUGUAUCUUGGUUGUCCCCGUCUUCUAUGGCAAUCCAUAAUCUCUUUUUUUGCUUCGUGCUCUUCCUAAAUUACCCUGUAUAUUCUUUUGGAAGCUUUUAUACUUCGUGUUUUACAUAUUAAUAGUGAAGCUGUUAGUCGCUCGCUUCCUUCCGCGGGAGGUGUUGGAUAUUAUCUAUACAUAUGACCAUUCAUCUUCUUAAUGCUUCAGCUGGCAUGAGUCUACAGCAUUCUUUUUCAUUAUACAGCUUAGCUGUUUUGGAGCU